AUGACGGAAAUCGAGUCAACAGCAACUGCAGCAGAAGCAGAACGACAUCGUUCCGAAGGGAACGAACAUUUUCGCUCAUUUCGUUAUUAUAAUGCUAUCAUGAGUUAUACAAGAUCAUUGGAAUGUAACGAAACAUCCCCAGUGCUGGCGAACAGAGCUCAGGCUUACCUCAAUACCAAACAGUACGAAAGAGCUUUAAUGGAUUCUGCGAGAGCUUUAGAAUUAGAUGCAAACAACAUAAAGGCAGUAUUUAGGUAUGCAAAAGCAUUAAAAAAUUUGCACUUAUAUGAAGUCGCAGUUGAAAAGAUUUCAAAAAUUGAUUUAAAUAAUCCAAAAAAUAAAGAAAUUGCAAGGCUGAAACAAAAUGUUCAAAAUAAGGCUAACUGUGCAGAACUGAAGUUGUUGUGUGGUGACAGAGAUGAGUUCCUUCGUUCAAAAGUACCAUUAAUGAAAAUUGAAAAUGUCGAGAUAGUGAGGAUGAAAUCAGCUGACCAAAUAAUUCAGAAAAAAUCACAGAUAUUUCCCACGGAAUUGUUACUGGAAAUUCCACCUCCUCCAACGACAUCAUUCAUUUUUAUCUCUGAUUUUCACAAACUUAAGGACAAGCCGAUAGCAUUUGUCGAAUACUUUUUGUCAAUUGAUAAGAAUCACUAUGCCGAAUUGCUCGAUGAAAUAAUUGAAACCGAAAUGAUUAAGUGUUUAAUAGUCGGUUUCGAUAACCUUGCCGAUGAAUCAAACAUUUCUCAAAUGUUAGAAUGUUUGAUUAAGCUAGCCGAUGUUUCCCGAUUUGAUAUCGCUGUACUGUUUUUGGAUGAAGCUACAAAGAAUGUAAUAAGAAAACUGAUGGAACGUUAUUCAGUGGAUGAGAAGCAAUUAUCUAUUCUACAAGUAUUAUAUGCUCUAUGA
Molecule: messenger RNA, 906 nt
Organism: Cercopithifilaria johnstoni
Lineage: Eukaryota; Metazoa; Nematoda; Chromadorea; Rhabditida; Onchocercidae
Source: the annotation of a GenBank genome assembly